GCAGACCUUCAUCAGCUGGGCAACCUGACAACAUCAGCUGACUGGUGGUCGGGAGAAGCGUGAGGUAGCCUUUGCCCCGGGGAUAAAUUUGCGCCUCGUUCUCAACACAAACCUCAUCCCCACUAAAUACCUCCACUAAUUCCUUGAACAUGAAUUCUGCUCAGGAGGUACACAUCACGGAGUCAGUAUUGAGAGGAAUCACCCCACGGCGGCCCCUCAGACAGAACAUGACUCCUCUGCAGGCAUCAGAAGAGUCGGAUGAUGCCAAAGAAGAGGAGAAAAGUAGCCAGUCUUGGCUAUCAGUUUGGGAGAACAUAAUCUGCUGGUGCAGAUUUUACCUCCUCAUUCCUUCCAAUGCCAAAAUUGCUUACUACCUCUCCACCCUCCUGGCACUGUCCAUCGUUCAACACUAUGUGGAUCUACCUCACCUGGAGAGCAUUACAGGGAAGCGCAGUGUCCUCAAUCAGGUUUUUGUUAAAAAGGGUUGGGGCUUCACCCUUGCUGUGUUCCUUCCUUACCGCUUUGUCUCCCUCUUCCUUCAUCCAAAGUUGAGGGUUAGUUUGAUGCAGCUCAUUGUCCGUUCAGCACUGACAACCUUCUUCUUCUUCAUCUGGUGUCAGGUUCUCUUCCCUGUUAUUGACAACUUCUCAGCUACCUGUAUUGCUGGAAAUGAAACAUUGCCCCUGACCAAGGCUCAGUGCUUGAGUACUGAUGGACGGCAGUACUUCUCCUUUGACAUAUCAGGACAUUCAUACCUCCUCACAUACUGUGUCUUGAUUAUGAUGGAAGAGAGUAAAGAAAUAAUUUACUUUGUCUGGCUUAAAAGACAGCUAUUUGAUGAAGCUGCUAGAAUUAGAAAGGAAGACAGCAGCUGGCCUGAUUUCGAUGAAAAACAAGUUAAGUCCUUAAGAAGAAGAUUCCCCAAAGUGUCUCCAGUUGUAGCUUUCACCUUCUUUAACAUGAGUAUUUUGGCAUUGCUCUGGGACUUCAUGCUCCUGGUGACCACACUUUACUACCACACCUUUGCAGAGAAAGUGAUUGGCACUGUACUUGCCCUUCUCUCAUGGGCCUUUUUAUAUAGGAGAGUCUUUCCUUGGUUGUUUUCACUGAAGAUAUUCAGAUCCUAGCAUGACAGUUUUUAAUUAAUUUAUUCAUUGUAUGGUUUUAAUGUUUUAUAUGUCACAUGCACAUAGAAUUGUUUAUUUAUUUUUGUUAAUACUUUUUAUAAUGAUGCCAUUAAAGGAGCAGAAUAUGUGAAUCAUGAAAAUUAAAAUGAAUGACAUGCCUGUACAUAAUUAAUGAUCCAAGAAUCCUAUUUUUGUAGUAGAUGUAAAUAUUUUUUUACAGUAGCCAGGAAUCAAAUGGCAUUUUAUCUGAAGUACAAACACUGUUAUGAAAAAAAAUUUGUAACAUAAUUGAAGCCACAUGGCUCAGGUUGAUAACCUGAUUUCAUAAUCAGGUUAUCAAACAUAGCCGGUUUACUCACAUAAAGAGUUUAGAGGCACAUUGGGGAUUGUAUUUUUAUUACAAUGAGACAAAACAUUGCAUCUUGUGUUAAGGGAUGCCUUAUUAACCUGGUAUAUAAAAGCUUAUAUUCUAGCAUAUGUUUCGAACGUUAUUCAAUAUCUCAACAUGGGUAGUAAGGUUUUAACAAGUAAAAACGGUCUUCCUUU
This is a messenger RNA of Portunus trituberculatus (swimming crab), 1673 nucleotides long. RefSeq names its product acyl-coenzyme A diphosphatase FITM2-like. The transcript has 5 exons. Gene Ontology annotation, biological process: lipid droplet organization; phospholipid biosynthetic process; lipid storage. The record is from RefSeq and is a predicted model, not a curated record. NCBI's taxonomy places the organism in Eukaryota, Metazoa, Arthropoda, Malacostraca, Decapoda, Portunidae. Bases 150 to 1127 code for a protein of 325 amino acids. Gene Ontology annotation, cellular component: endoplasmic reticulum membrane.